GCAGAGAGCUUCAACAGUGACAAAUCGUCCACAGAGAGCAGUGGAUACAGAAGUGGGUCUAGCGCUUACGAAUGCCGCUCCGAUAGAUCUUCCACUAGUGGAUACUACUGCACGUCGUUGUACAAAAACGAUCACUACAAAGACAUCAACAAAGAAAUAUACAAGCCGGUCAAGAUUCCUAAAGAGAAACGCUACAAACUGCAACUGUUCGAUGUACAGAAGGACGAACUGAAAAGUGCAAGAUUGAAGAGUUACUUGAGUGACGCAGAGAAAGCUAAACUGAAGGCGGGUCCGACGCCAAAGAAAGCUGGCAUUAGGAACUACACGCCUAAGAUAUUGUCAGAGGAGGAGCAGAAAAAGAAAUUAGAUUGGAUAUAAGAGAACUAAGACUAGUAGUAUAAGUUGUAAAUAUUAGCGUAGUAGUAGAUGUUUUGCGACAAUGGAGGCGGCAGGAGCGUUAGCGAGUUUGGCACCGUCGCCCAUCACCGUGUUGGGUCUGAUACCACUCCUAGCAUUAGGGAUCACGUACUUCAGAUACCAACAAUUCGAUCCGGAGUCUUACGUUACGGACGUCAAUGCUGUGCUGCCGAUCUACGACUUUGUGAUAGUCGGCGGCGGCUCAGCGGGCGCCGUGGUAGCUUCGCGCCUUUCGGAAAUCGGCAACUGGACAGUGCUGUUACUGGAAGCCGGACAAGACGAAACUGAGAUCUCCGACAUACCAGCCCUAGCAGGCUACACACAACUCUCCGACAUGGACUGGAAAUUUCAAACGACCCCAUCUAACAAUCGCUCGUACUGCUUAGCCAUGAACGGCGACCGCUGCAACUGGCCCAGAGGCAAGGUACUCGGUGGCUGCAGCGUCCUGAACGCCAUGGUGUACGUGAGAGGCAACCGCAACGACUACGACCUGUGGGAGGCGCUCGGCAACCCCGGAUGGUCAUACGAUCAAGUGUUGCCAUACUUCUUGAAGUCAGAGGACAAUCGGAACCCGUACUUGGUAAACACACCGUAUCACGCGGCAGGCGGAUAUCUAACUGUACAAGAGGCUCCAUGGCGAACUCCUUUAUCAGUUAGUUUCUUAAGAGCUGGAAUGGAAUUGGGUUACGAAAAUCGCGAUAUAAACGGGAAAGAGCAAACUGGUUUCAUGCUGACACAGGCAACGAUGCGCCGCGGUAGCCGCUGCAGCACUGCUAAGGCUUUCCUGAGACCCGUCCGCCAUAGAAAUAAUCUGCAUGUCGCGCUUGGAGCUCAGGUCACUAGGAUAUUAAUAAAUCCAGUUAAGAAACAAGCUUAUGGAGUAGAAUUCAUCCGCAACGGACAAAAACAAAAAGUGAGAAUUAAGCGCGAAGUUGUAAUGUCGGCUGGUGCUUUGGCAACUCCUCAAAUCAUGAUGCUGAGCGGUAUCGGCCCAGCUGACCACUUGCGGGAACAUGGAAUUCCUUUGGUUGCAAAUUUAAAAGUCGGCCACAAUUUGCAAGACCACGUCGGCUUGGGAGGAUUGACAUUCGUGGUUAACAAGCCGGUGACAUUUAAGAAAGAUCGUUUCCAAACAUUCUCUGUUGCUAUGAACUAUAUCUUGUAUGAGAAAGGGCCAAUGACAACGCAGGGUGUCGAGGGACUGGCAUUCGUCAACACCAAGUACGCACCACCGUCUGGCAAAUGGCCUGACAUACAAUUCCAUUUCGCUCCCAGUUCUGUGAACUCGGACGGCGGGGAACAAAUUCGUAGGAUUUUGAACCUUCGCGACCGAGUAUAUAAUACCGUGUACAAGCCUAUAGAAAACGCCGAGACGUGGACAAUACUUCCCUUGUUACUGCGCCCGAAGAGUUCGGGAUGGGUGAAAUUGCGCAGUAAAAAUCCAUUCCAGCCGCCAUCGAUAGAGCCCAACUACUUCGCGUACAAGGAAGACAUAAAAGUAUUGACUGAAGGCAUAAAAAUCGCCAUGGCAAUAUCCAACACGACAGUGUUCCAGAGAUAUGGCUCUAAGCCCCAUAACAUUCCGCUGCCGGGCUGCCAACACCACGUGAUGUUCAGCGACGACUACUGGGAGUGCAGCCUAAAGCAUUUCACUUUUACCAUUUACCAUCCGACUGGUACUUGCAAGAUGGGCCCGAAGCACGACCAAGACGCGGUCGUCGACCCCAGGCUGCGGGUGCACGGCGUGGCAAACUUGAGAGUGGUGGACGCCAGUGUAAUGCCAACUAUUAUAAGUGGAAAUCCUAACGCUCCUGUCAUAAUGAUUGCGGAGAAAGCAUCCGACAUGAUCAAAGAAGAUUGGCUCGUAUUAUGACAGUGUUCAAGUGUGAGACAUUGAAUGUACUAUUGUAGGUGAAACGUUAGUGUAAUGUGACUAAUAUUAUUUAUUAAGUCUGUAAAUACUUAAAGGUUAGUGUAUCGACAAGUCUUGUUUAUAUAUUGUUUGUGGAAAGGAUUAAAUGUAAAUGUCAAAAAUUA
Molecule: messenger RNA, 2454 nt
Organism: Manduca sexta (tobacco hornworm)
Lineage: Eukaryota; Metazoa; Arthropoda; Insecta; Lepidoptera; Sphingidae
Product: glucose dehydrogenase [FAD, quinone]
Exons: 2
Coding region: 440-2290 (616 amino acids)
Molecular function (GO): flavin adenine dinucleotide binding; oxidoreductase activity, acting on CH-OH group of donors
Source: RefSeq, a predicted model, not a curated record